This is a messenger RNA of Anopheles merus, 2510 nucleotides long. RefSeq lists its product as uncharacterized. NCBI's taxonomy places the organism in Eukaryota, Metazoa, Arthropoda, Insecta, Diptera, Culicidae. Gene Ontology annotation, cellular component: nucleus; ribonucleoprotein complex; cytoplasm. The record is from RefSeq and is a predicted model, not a curated record. The coding region runs from base 95 to 2095 and encodes 666 amino acids. The transcript has 7 exons. Gene Ontology annotation, molecular function: mRNA binding.
GGAACUGUCGGGUAAACGGAGUCGGAGUUUGCGCUUGAGCUUUCACGAAUGGGGGAAUGUUUUCCAUCCCCUUUCCGACGGCUGCCUCACCCCAAUGGAGACGCUUUCGAUGUUUAUGUUCUUAUCGAUCGAGUGGGUGGUAAAUACAAACCUGAAACCUACCCCAACCGUAUGGUGGAUAAGCACAAAGGAUGCGUGCGACAGAGAACGAAUCGGGUUGGCUGCAGGGAAGAACGAGCGCGCUGGGAAGAUAAACCGUCGCUCGUGCGUGAGAGUGUGUAUGUGUGUGAGUGAGUACAGCAAGCGAAGAGACGGUUGUAUGAAGACGAAAGGACAUCAGCAGAACGUGAUGCAGUGCAGGGCGAGCGUUUCGAGUCGAUAUUCACUGCUGCCGCACGCCACCGCCAAGCGGAUGAUUCUCGGUGGCGGCGUCGGUGGUGGUGGUGUUGGUGGCGGUGUUGGUGGAUCAGCCCAUCGCUGUCAGCAGUCGGUGGUGCCGCGAAUGCUGGGCGAGGGGUUUAAUGUGGAUUCCGGGUUCGAAACGUCUGACUUCGAUUUUACCGACUUUGCCGAGGAGAUGCUGCCGUCGCGCGACUUCAUUCAACCGCUUUCGCUCGAGCAGGACGGUCUCGUCGGAGAUGGCCGAGGCAUUCCGUUUCGAACCGGCGCGGCCGACAGACGUUGCUCCGGGCUGAGCGCACGCAGGAUGUCCGACUGUCCUCGACGUAUGCUGAAUCUGCUGCAUGGCGCCAAAAAUCGUCGUAAGAGUCGCAUAUCAUUUGAUUUUUCCAACGAUCUUCACCAGGCGGAGAAAUCGGUGCAAACGUCCCCCAUCAAGCAUCCGAACAAGAACUGGCGCUUCGAAGAUGCCCGCAAGGCAAUACUGGUGGAGAUGGAGGCGGUCGGGCAGCUGCGGAAGCCGCACGUCCUGCUGUUACGCUUCCCGGAUCCGCACCUCAGCAAGGAAGUCGUUCAAGGCUUCUCGGCCAGCAUCGAGAAUGUGAUUUUCCAUCGUCCAGCAACGCCAAGGUAUUGUGUGGUGCAUUUGAAACCGGAAGCGGACGUGGACAGCGUCAUGAAGCAAAUUUCACGGAUCCCGUUCGGUGCUGGAAAAAUCAUGGUCGAACGGAAGACACGCAAUGCCGAUCAGAAGCCCGUGGUCCAGCCGGAAGACAUCGAUCCGUACACGCUGUUCAUUGGCAACCUGCCCAACGUGGUGACGGUGCAGACGGUGAAGCAAAUGUUUCCCGCUGCCAAACGCAUCGAUAUCGGUCACGCUCAGCGCAUCAAGCACACCCGCUACGCUUUCAUACGCUUUACGAACGUGGAGGAAGCGAUCCAAGCGUUCAAAGCCAAUCACAACAAGGUCAUUGACGGGAAAAACAUCAUCAUUCGCUUCCGGCGGCACAACGCGCCGAUCGCGCUGCCCGAGGACACGACCACGCCGAAAACGCCCAAACGCCAGAAGGCUGGCGGCCAGCAGCAGCAGCAGCCGCAGCUGGUGGUGUCGGUCGAGCAGCGGCCGAAGCGCCUCAGCCUGGUACCGGCCGCCGCUGGACCGGGCCAUUCCGGUACGCUCAGCACGAUCAAGACGGAAAUACUGGACGAGGACGACAUACCGGACGGUGCACCGGUGGGCAGGAACGUGAAGCGGUACGAAGGGGCCGGCGGUCCCCUGUGUGUCAUCAAGUCCGAACCGGACGAUACGGACAUCGAGGACAGCCUGGAGGAGGAGGAGGACGUUGACAACAUACGGGACUUUCUGGAGGAGCAGGAGGAGGAGGAGGGCCUCAAUUUGGACGAAAUCAAUCCGGAUGAAAACUACUGCGAAGAGGACGAUACGGACAUUGACAGUUUUGGCAAGAACUACUGGACGCUGGAGCAGCUGCGCCGUAACGCGGCUGGCGACAAUGGAUCCGGCUCGGUGAAGAACGAGGAACAGGACCUGGAAUCGGCUACCAAAACGACCUCCACCAUGCUGAUAAAACGCAAGGAUCACAAACCACCGACCACGGUCAUCAAAACGAAGCGUCGCGAUGAUCAGCUGAACGAUCUCUUCAGCUGCCUAGAGCCGGACGAUGAUCUCUCAUUAUGAGAUUCGAUGGAGCUGUUCUCGGACUUCAUUCAAUACGUCACGCUUAACUAGAGUGACGGAAGUACCGUUCGUCGGAUGCCGAAGUUGGCCAAUGCGAGAACGUGCGAGUGAAGCUGUCCCGAAAACAGUUCCGGCAAGCGCUUUAAAAAAAGAAGAAACAUGAUCGACAACAACAACAAGCAAAGAAAACCUAUUUCCCCCGGUGUUGUAGGCGAGUUUUAAUGCAUUUAUCCUUAUUCGUAGACUGGCUGCAUGAGUUCGGCAAGGCGUUAAGCGAGCGCAGUAGCGCAAAUUCGGUAAUUUUAAACUUUAGACGGGACCAGACAGACGACAACCUUCCAGUUCCUAUGCGACCUUCGUGUUCCAGUCAGAUUCUAAGUCGUGUUCCAGUCCCAAAGCAAAGGAGAGAUAGAGA